AUGCCAGACUCAGCACCUAGCCCUGUCAUCAUCAAAUUGGAUAACAGAGAGAAGAGUAGGGAGAUGGUACAUAUAACAAGGAAAAACGAGGACACUAUAGAGUCGAGGAAGUAUUAGCUUGCCAUUCUGAACACCUCUCUCUGGUGCCCAAUUGUUACCUUCUUUUUCCUGCCCCUUUGUUUCUCUCUAGGCACCUCCAAGGUAGUGAUGGCUCUCCAGAGGAUCCUUUCAUUGCUUCUGCUCUUGUUGCUGACCCUCCUGGGGCUGGGGCUGCUGCAGCCCUCCUAUGGCCAGGAUCACAUGUACCAACGAUUCUUGCGGCAACAUGUGGACUCUAAGGUGACAAAUCGCAAUGAAAGCUACUGCAACUUGUUGAUGCAAAGACGGAAGAUGACUUCGCGUUAUUGCAAGUACUUCAACACCUUCAUCCAUGAGGACAUCUGGAAAAUUAUUAAUAUCUGCAGCACCACCAAUAUCCAGUGCAGGACUGGUGAGAUGAACUGCCAUGAGUGGAGUGUAGUGAAUGCCACAGACUGCAGGCUGAUAGCAGGUUCCAAGGCCCCCAAGUGCAGAUAUCGGGCCAUGACUGGUACUAGACAGGUUGUCAUUGCCCGUGACGGUAAUCCGGCGCUGCCUAUGCACUUUGCCAGAUAGAUGCCACCCUGCAAGGGUUAUGGCCCCAUGGUCGGCCUUUAACUUACUGCUUGAAUAACAAUGAGUAAUGAAUGCAUUUGAGCAGUACCAGGUUGUCUCCUCUGCUUAUUUUUUUCUCCUCUAUAUAACCCAUUUCGUUUUCUGUAAUAAACUUUUCUGUAAAUUCUUCU
Messenger RNA from Pteropus alecto (black flying fox), 824 nucleotides. It is a transcript of the gene RNASE4, whose product is annotated as ribonuclease A family member 4. Gene Ontology annotation, molecular function: nucleic acid binding; RNA nuclease activity. NCBI's taxonomy places the organism in Eukaryota, Metazoa, Chordata, Mammalia, Chiroptera, Pteropodidae. The record is from RefSeq and is a predicted model, not a curated record.